UUACUAAUUGUUUUCGAACGUAACCACUUGACAAGCUGCGCUGACGUUUGAAUCCCAAUCCAAAGUCAAUCUUUGGUUGAAUGAAACGCAAGCCGACCGCGAACUUGAAAAAUGUAAUUCGUUUCGCGUGGAAGUUUCUAAUAGAUUGAUCGCAAUACGUGAAAAUACACACGGUUGUGUAAGAUUAACUGUAGCAUAUAAUCUUAUAAUAUAAUAGAAUGUGAGUCAGUUUAAAGUAAUUGUGAGAGAAUUAAGUACUCGAACCCACUAUUGAUUUUGUGUACGUCAGGCUUUCCAUCAAAAUUAAAUAAACAUGUUUACUAAAGCAGCGAAUUCAAAAGUUAAGUUCCAAGACCAACAACUGGAUGAUUACAUCUUGGAGAAUUCUGUACUGAAAAGCAAAUUGCAAAGUAAAAUCGAUGCACUUUCCAUAAUGGGUAAGGAGUUGGACAAAUGCAGUAUGGAGAGGGAUAAAUACAAGGUGUUGGUAGAGCAGUUGAAAUGCGUACGGACGCCGCACCAGCAAAGCAGCAAUAUGUGCAGGCUCACCCCUACAUACACAAUCAGUGGUGGCGAGUUACUGGCCAAGACACGAGAUCUCAAUGACAUGCUCAAACUUGAGGUGGAAACUCUCAGAAGUAAAUUGGAAGAAGCCUCAGGGGAUAUAGUUGCAUUAAGGAAACAAUUGCAAAAGACAGAUUCUAGUGAGAGUCUAGGUAAUAGAAAACAAUCUACUGCAGUUUCAUACACACCGGACGAUUAUGAACAGCUAGUCCAAGAUCUGGAGAAAAUUCAGAAAAAGUAUCAACAAAUCCACCUCGACUAUCGGGCCACCUUAGACGAAAAAGAAGAGCUAGUUGCUGACAGAGACUACUACAAAAACAAAGUGCAAAGAUUGAACCAUCAAAUCAGCUUCAUUCUAGCCAAUAGAGUCAAGGCUCAGCAAGAUAACAGCGCACCAAAACCAGUGGUGGACUUAGAUGCCCUUGUGAUGGAAAACAAGUAUCUCCAUGAGCGAAUAACUCAGCUGCAAGUUGAGAAGGAAAUUAUUAAGAGGACACUUACAAAAUAUAAGACAUUGCUUGAAAACAGAAAUAACAGUAAUACAUUCAGCUUAUCAAAAGGAUUCGCGGAUGUCAUGACUCAGAAAGAAGUUCGAGAAUAUUUAGAAGUGAAUUCAAAAACUGGCCUCAAAAGAACUUCCGCGGGAGAGCUGAAGUCUAUUUGUCUCGGACUAUUCGAGGCUCUCAACGAUAAGUCCAUUGCUCUACAGCAUCAGAGGAAAACUAAUCAGAUACUAGCAAAUCGGAUUACGGAACUUGAAAAGACAUUAGAAAAUUGGUGCGACGGACAAAAGUACAUACCCAUAUUCCCGUCACAGAUGUUACUGGACGAAUUCUGCGCAGAUGACACCGCGUCCGUAAAAUCGCACGACUCUAAAGAUCAAUACAAAAACGAGGAAGAUAAUGGAGACAUGGAGAAUAAAGUUUCGGACAGUGACAAUGAUGUUAAAAGUACUGAUAGUUCUUCCGAUGACGCGGGGAGUAAUUAUGAGUUUAAUGAUGAUGGUGAAGAUAGAAAGUUGAAUUCGAAAACUGUUUUGCCAUUAGAGUUGGAAGAGCUAGUUAAAGAAGCGUUGGCUGAAAUUAAAGCUAGUAAUAAUGAUAAUAUUGCGGAAAUUCCAGCUCUGUCAUAAUCGUCUGGAUUACUUGCUUAAAUGAUUUUUAGGAGAAUGGAUCGAAGUAUGCAUAAUCAAGAGAAACCUUGGAACCGUUCAAUAGUCGGGUCCACCCAAUGCGAGACCCGGCUAAUGUGAUGAUAAUACCUAAUUAUGGUA
Leguminivora glycinivorella is the source of this 1837-nucleotide messenger RNA. RefSeq names its product coiled-coil domain-containing protein 149. The coding region runs from base 314 to 1696 and encodes 460 amino acids. NCBI's taxonomy places the organism in Eukaryota, Metazoa, Arthropoda, Insecta, Lepidoptera, Tortricidae. The transcript has 8 exons. The record is from RefSeq and is a predicted model, not a curated record.